This is a messenger RNA of Penicillium pulvis, 1356 nucleotides long. RefSeq names its product L-cysteine desulfhydrase-like protein lolT1. Lineage: Eukaryota; Fungi; Ascomycota; Eurotiomycetes; Eurotiales; Aspergillaceae. The record is from RefSeq and is a predicted model, not a curated record. Bases 1 to 1356 code for a protein of 451 amino acids. The transcript has 3 exons.
AUGACCAUUGACAAUACAACCACGCCUUUUGGAAAGCCCAUGCGGGAGCAUUGGACGUUCUCCCCAGAUUACCAUCCAAUCAACAAUGGUUCUUUAGGGGCAAUUCCCAGAGUAGUACAAGAGAAACGAAUUGAGUUGCUGGAUCGCUGCGAGCAACGACCGGACCCCUACUAUCGGUUUACAAAUACUGAAUUCAUGUAUAAAUCAAAGGCAGAGGCUGCAAAGAUAAUAAAUGCACCAGCAGAUGAAUGUGUAUUUGUGAAGAAUACGACGACUGGAAUAUGCAUCGCGCUCUAUAACCUCCAAUUUAAGGAGAAUGACUCUCUGAUCCACUUCGAUGGUCUCUAUGGGGCUCUUGAAAACUGUGUCACCUCCUUGGAGGAACACACUCCUUUGAAGGCGCGCAAAGUUUCCAUCGAAUUUCCCAUUGACGAAGAUGAAUUGGAACGCCGAUUCCGCGAGACGAUUCGACAGGCACGAGCUGACGGCCUCAAGAUACGCGCCGCUCUCUACGGUACAAUUAUCAGCAGACCUACUUUUCGCUUUCCAUUCGAGCGACUUACUGAAAUCUGCCGCGAAGAGGGUAUUCUCAGUAUAAUCGAUGGAGCUCAUGGAAUUGGAAUGAUUCCUCUUGAUAUGCAGCAGCUUCAGCCUGAUUUCUUCAUAACAAAUUGCAACAAAUGGCUCUACGCUCCUCGCCCCUGCUCCUUGAUGUACUGCCCCAAGCGGAAUCAGCCUUACAUCCGCACACUAUUACCCACAUCCUGGGGCUUUAUUCCCGCAUCAACACCCGCAGAAGCCAUUUCAGCCCGCCAAAAUUCUCUUUCCCCGAACACACUAUUUGAGGAAUUAUUUUCAUUGGGCUCAGGAACAAGUGAUGACUCCCAAAACACCUGCAUUCCCACCGCAUUGAAAUUCCGCCGAGAAGUCUGCGGAGGCGAAGAAGCCAUCAUGACCUAUUGUCGUGAACUUGUCAACAAAGCGGCUGAUAUGCUUGCGGACUCUCUCGGUACGGAAGUCCUCCAAGAAAAGAACCUGAAGCCAGGUGAAAAGAGUAAGAUGCGCGAUUGUUGUAUGGUAACUUUGCGCCUGCCUAUCGGUUAUUUAGAGGGGGAUGAUGAGACAAAUCUGCCAGGCGCAUGGGGCACAAUAUUGGCGAAGGAUUGGAACCGCGUUUCGUGGCACUUGCAGAAAAGGUUAAUGGCUGACUACAAGACCUUUGUUCCUAUUUUCCCAUACGGAACAUGGCUGUGGGUUCGUGUUUGUGGCCAGGUGUAUUUGGACAUGAGUGAUUUUGAGUGGUUCAAAGAUGUUCUAUGUACCUUGUGCGAGGAAGUUGCUCGCAAGGAGUAUUAG